Sphaeramia orbicularis (orbiculate cardinalfish) is the source of this 2283-nucleotide messenger RNA. It is a transcript of the gene ugdh, whose product is annotated as UDP-glucose 6-dehydrogenase. NCBI's taxonomy places the organism in Eukaryota, Metazoa, Chordata, Actinopteri, Kurtiformes, Apogonidae. Gene Ontology annotation, cellular component: nucleus. Gene Ontology annotation, molecular function: NAD binding; UDP-glucose 6-dehydrogenase activity. Bases 257 to 1747 code for a protein of 496 amino acids. Gene Ontology annotation, biological process: glycosaminoglycan biosynthetic process. The transcript is spliced from 12 exons. The record is from RefSeq and is a predicted model, not a curated record.
AAGUCGCUGAGUACCCAGUCAUGAGAAGAAGUGCCUGUUCAGUUCACUUCAGUGCAGAGGAAGACUGGUGCUGGAAAAAAAGUUAUGACAGAAACGCUGAUGUUGUGAGUCAAACAGUGUCCUGUUCGGAUUUGAAGAGGUUUUGCAUUUGUGACGGAACACGUACUCGGUUUUGGUGCUCCGACUGGACACAUUUCUGAAGAGGCUAACAUAAUCUGCGCAUUCCUGAAGUUUACUGACUGUCGAGUUGGCAACGAUGUUUCAGAUAAAGAGGAUCUGUUGCAUCGGGGCUGGGUAUGUGGGUGGCCCAACCUGUAGUGUAAUCGCUGAGAUGUGUCCAGAGAUCACUGUGACCGUUGUGGACGUCAAUGAGUCUCGAAUCAAAGCCUGGAACUCAGACACUCUGCCCAUAUAUGAGCCGGGUCUGAAGGAGGUGGUUGAAUCAUGCAGAGGGAGGAAUUUGUUUUUCUCUACAGAUAUAGACUCUGCCAUUAGGGAAGCUGAUCUCGUAUUUAUCUCUGUGAACACCCCAACUAAGACCUAUGGAAUGGGUAAAGGUCGGGCCGCUGACCUUAAGUUCAUCGAAGCAUGUGCUCGGCGGAUUGUGGAAGUGUCCGACGGAUACAAGAUUGUUACAGAGAAGAGUACAGUCCCAGUCAGAGCUGCUGAGAGCAUUAGACGGAUAUUUGAUGCUAACACGAAGCCAAGCCUCAAUCUACAAGUGCUGUCCAACCCAGAGUUCCUUGCAGAGGGAACAGCAGUGCGGGAUCUGAAGGAGCCAGACCGUGUCCUGAUUGGUGGAGAUGAGACUGCUGAGGGUCAAAGGGCAAUCAGAGCACUGUGUGCAGUGUAUGAACACUGGGUCCCCAAAGCACGGAUCAUCACCACCAACACAUGGUCCUCUGAGCUGUCCAAACUGGCAGCCAAUGCAUUCCUGGCACAGCGAAUCAGCAGCAUCAACAGUAUCAGUGCUCUGUGUGAAGCCACUGGAGCUGAUGUAGAGGAGGUGGCCAAGGCAAUCGGCAUGGACCAGAGGAUAGGCAGCAAGUUCCUCAAAGCCAGCGUCGGUUUUGGUGGAAGCUGUUUCCAGAAGGAUGUGCUGAAUCUGGUUUACUUGUGCGAGGCCCUUAACCUCCCUGAGGUAGCCUCUUACUGGCAGCAGGUGAUUGAUAUGAAUGAAUACCAAAGGCGGAGGUUUGCAUGUCGGAUCAUUGACUGCCUCUUCAACACAGUUACAGGCAAAAAGAUUGCUCUUCUUGGAUUCUCUUUCAAAAAAGACACAGGAGACACAAGAGAGUCGUCUAGUAUCUACAUCUCAAAGUAUCUGAUGGAUGAGGGAGCCAAAUUGUUCAUCUACGACCCCAAAGUUCUCAAAGAGCAGAUCAUUCAUGACCUCUCUCAGCCCAGCAUUUCAGAGGACAACCCAGAAAGAGUGUCUGAGCUGGUGACUGUGACCUCUGACCCCUAUGAAGCAUGCCAGAGUGCACAUGCAUUGGUCAUCUGCACUGAGUGGGACAUGUUCAAGGAACUGGAUUAUGAGAAGAUUUACAAGAAGAUGCUGAAGCCAGCCUUUAUAUUUGAUGGUCGUAGAGUGUUGGACCAUCUCCACCCUCACCUCCAGAACAUUGGCUUCCAGAUUGAGACCAUUGGUAAGAAAGUGACCACGGCCAGAAUCCCAUACACCCCUGCAGCUGUAAUUCCUCGCAUCAGCGCCACUGAGCCUCCCCCAAAGAAAGCCAAAGUCUAAAAGUCACUUCACCGUCGGACACACAACAUGCAACAUAUUCCUCUUUCAGCCUUAUUGCUGCUGGUCUCAUCUUUCCUUGUGCUGUAGGUACCCACCUCAUGAUCAAAACACCAGAUGGUGUCACUAAUUACACCCCUUCACAAGGACUGAGAUGCAAGGAUGAGAGGAUGAUGUUUGUUUAGCCUUCAGUCCAUAUUUGUAUGAAUGUGUUUGACACUAAUGAAGUCCAGAAAUCAAUCAUUCCACACAGGAACAGUUAAUUUUAUACAUUUCAUUCUUGGUUAUAUCAUUUCAGAUGGACAUUUCAGAUACAUACUUGCCUCUGUCCUUAAUUUCAUAAGAACUCUAUCAGUGGUAAUCAACUUUCUUACAGUAUUUACUAUAUAAUCAAGUAUUAUAAAAUUUUAUGAAAUUUUAUACUUUUAUAAAAAAAAAAAUAUUUUUUAUAAAUCAUCUCUGUGUUGUAAUCAAUGUCUUGUGUCUUAGUAGCUAUUUACAAAAAGGGCCAAUGCAAUAAAAUGUGACGUGUGUCCUGA